GUAAUUUGAGGCGGUCAACACUAAAAACUGACGCAGGAUGACCACUGAAAAUGGUGAGAUUCGCCGUCCAACUAUUGCUGAUCGUGAGGAUGAAUAUCGUUCGCGUCGUCGAUUGCUGAUGAUUUCUCCAGCAAGAGUAGACCCGUUCGCUGACGGUAUGUAUACAAACAGCGUUUUUAUUGUUUAUCAUCAUUUAUCCUUAAGUUAUUACCCCAUCUAAGAACGAAUUUUUCUUUUUUGUAUAGCGAUGUGGUGUCCAGCGGGGCUUAUUUUUUGUGUAAGGUUAGGGCGUUUGGUAAGUGCAUAUGAUUAGGUGAUUGUUUAGUUCUUAUACAUUCUACGCAAUCCAAACUCUUUUACAGCGAUUUCGCAUCAUUCAACCUUGAAGCAAUCUCUUGGUUCGGAAACGAUGGCCCGGGAUAAACCCAUCACGUGCGUCAUUUUUUAUGAUGUUAAAUUAUGUGUAUAGUUCUCUAAUGCCUAAUUUGUCUUUGCUUCUUUUUAUUUAUAUUUAUUUCUGCGCACCACUGACAAAUAAUUUGAUGAAUUGGCGUUUGUAGGCGACCAAACACCGGAUCACCGUCUAUCAACGUACAAAGAUAUCAUGCUUAAUCAGCAACUCACCAAGGAACAACGAGCAUUGCAGGCAGAGAUAGCCGAAAGAGGUAAAACUGGGACGCUACGAAUGGACUCAGAAGUUCCCACGAAAAGACGUAGAUGGGAUCAGCCUACCACAGAUGUCAACGGGACUAAGAAUGAUGCACUAACUCCUGCUGCUACUCCAUCAACUCCUUCGAAGCGUUGGGGAGAUGACGCACUCACUCCUUCACGUCCACCCUCUACACUUACAGGAGUCUCAACCCCUGGAAGCCGGUCACAGUGGGAUGACACUCCCGGGAGAGCAAAAGACCCUGGCGCAACCCCUGGACAAAGCGUUAGGCAAUGGUCAGAAACUCCCCACUUUGCAGCUACCCCAGGUCGAGAAACAGGAAGUUCUGCAUUUGGUGGGACACCUAGUGCUAGACGUAACCGUUGGGACGAAACUCCUCACACUGAAAGGUAUGGUGCCGAUACACCAGGUCAUGGUGCUGGAUGGGCAGAAACCCCCAGAGCUGAUCGAACUCCUGGCGGUGUAGAGUCAAUUCAAGACACACCAUCUUCAAUGGUUUAUGGACCAGGCUCCACUCCAUCAAGCAUUGCUGCUGCGGCCGCACUUGCCGUUAAGCGCAGAUCUAGAUGGGACGAAACUCCACUAAAAGCAGGAUCAACUCCAGGUGGUUUAACACCAUCUCAGACUCCGGGCAGCUUCACACCGUCAAGUGCUAUGGGCGGGAUAACACCAGGAGCAACUCCUGGAGGCUUUAAUGCGGCCAGCGCUUUCACUCCUUCCGGAACUACUCCAACAGGUUUACGGGCUAUGGCUAUGGCCACACCAAAUUUCGGGUCUGCUGCCAUAACAAUACCAGGAGCAGGAAUCCCAAUGACUCCCGAACAGUUACAAGUAUAUGCUUGGCAGAAGGAGAUCGAUGAUCGAAACAGACCUCUAACUGAUGAGGAUUUAGAUGAGUUGUUGCCUCCAGGUUAUAAGAUCAUGCCACCGCCCGCCGGUUACGUCCCAAUAAGGACUCCUGCUCAUCGAUUGGUAGCAACACCAACUCCAAUGAUUGGAGGGACUCCAAUGGGCUUUAGAAUCGGCACACCUGAUAUUGGAACAACAGCUGGGUUUGGUAUGAAUGCAACUGGAGGUAAUGCUGCGGCUCUUGGUGACAUGCAACCGAAAGGAGCUAAUUUACCCAUGAUGAGACCUGAUGAUCUACAGUAUUUUGAUAAACUGCUACAAGAUGUCGAUGAGGACACUCUUCCACCCGAGGAGGCACGUGAAAGAAAGAUAAUGACAUUUUUACUCAAGAUAAAAAAUGGUACUCCUCCAAUGCGUAAGUCAGCCCUAAGGCAAAUCACUGAGAAAGCAAGGGAAUUCGGUGCAGGACCUCUGUUCAAACAAAUAUUACCCCUUCUGAUGUCUCCUACAUUAGAAGAUCAAGAACGCCAUUUGUUAGUGAAGGUCAUCGAUCGUAUUUUGUAUAAACUGGACGAUCUUGUCCGCCCUUUUGUGCACAAAAUUUUGGUUGUUAUUGAACCUCUACUUAUUGAUGAAGAUUAUUACGCUCGUGUCGAGGGGCGUGAAAUAAUAUCUAAUCUCGCAAAAGCUGCCGGACUCGCUACUAUGAUUUCUACUAUGCGUCCCGAUAUUGAUAAUAUGGACGAAUAUGUGCGUAAUACAACUGCAAGAGCGUUUGCUGUCGUUGCAUCAGCUCUAGGAAUCCCUAGUUUGUUGCCAUUUUUAAAAGCCGUUUGCAAAUCUAAAAAAUCUUGGCAAGCUAGACAUACUGGCAUCAAGAUUGUUCAACAAAUAUCCAUCCUUAUGGGUUGUGCAAUUCUACCGCAUUUACGGUCUUUAGUGGAAAUUAUUGAACACGGGUUAGUUGAUGAACAACAAAAAGUUCGCACCAUUACAGCAUUAGCUUUGGCCGCUCUUGCUGAAGCAGCCACUCCUUAUGGCAUAGAAUCAUUUGACUCAGUUUUGGAACCUUUGUGGCGUGGUAUAAGAACUCAUCGAGGCAAAGGUUUAGCCGCUUUCCUAAAAGCUAUUGGCUACCUCAUCCCCCUAAUGGAUGCAGAGUAUGCCAAUUAUUAUACCCGUGAAGUUAUGUUAAUUUUAAUCCGUGAGUUUCAGUCUCCUGAUGAAGAAAUGAAAAAAAUUGUUCUUAAAGUAGUCAAGCAGUGUUGUGCAACAGACGGUGUCGAACCUGAUUAUAUUAAGUCGGAAAUUCUACCACCGUUUUUCCGUAGCUUUUGGACACAACGUAUGGCUCUAGAUCGGCGCAAUUACAGACAGCUGGUUGAUACAACUGUGGAAAUAGCAAAUAAAGUCGGUGCAGCUGAUAUCAUCUCUAGAAUUGUAGAUGACCUCAAAGAUGAGUCCGAACCUUAUCGUAAAAUGGUGAUGGAGACUAUCGAAAAAGUUAUGUCUGCACUAGGAAGCACAGAAGUUGAUGCUCGACUUGAAGAGCAAUUAAUCGAUGGUAUAUUAUAUGCUUUCCAGGAACAAAGUACCGAAGACGCUGUCAUGUUGAUUGGUUUUGGAACUAUUGUACAAUCACUUGGUAAACGUGUUAAACCGUACUUGCCCCAAAUAUGUGGUACAAUCUUAUGGCGUCUUAAUAACAAAUCGGCUAAAGUUCGUCAGCAGGCAGCCGACCUUAUUAGUCGUAUCGCUGGUGUAAUGAAAGUGUGUCAAGAAGAAAAACUAAUGGGUCAUUUGGGUGUAGUUUUAUAUGAAUACCUUGGUGAAGAAUAUCCAGAAGUACUUGGAAGUAUUUUGGGUGCCCUUAAGGCUAUUGUAAAUGUAAUUGGUAUGACCAAAAUGACUCCUCCAAUUAAAGAACUUCUGCCAAGAUUGACACCAAUAUUGAAAAACAGGCAUGAAAAAGUAGAAGAAAACUGUAUCGAUCUUGUUGGACGAAUAGCAGACCGUGGGUCGGAGUAUGUCUCUUCUAGAGAAUGGAUGCGUAUCUGCUUUGAACUCUUGGAAUUAUUAAAAGCACAUAAAAAAUCAAUUCGACGAGCAACUGUCAACACUUUUGGUUAUAUUGCCAAAGCAAUCGGUCCACAUGAUGUUUUAGCGACUCUGUUAAAUAAUUUAAAGGUGAGUUGUUUAAAGCUUAUUUGUCAAAGCCAGUUACAGUCUAUUUGUUGUUAUCUUCUUCACUUUCAUUUGUGUUUUCCGUUUUAAUACUCUUAAUUUUUCUCUUCAGGUUCAAGAGCGUCAAAAUCGUGUUUGCACAACUGUUGCCAUUGCUAUUGUUGCAGAGACAUGUAGUCCAUUUACUGUUUUACCCGGUCUUAUGAAUGAAUAUAGGGUCCCUGAACUAAAUGUUCAAAAUGGUGUUUUAAAAUCACUGGCUUUCAUGUUCGAGUACAUUGGUGAAAUGAGCAAAGACUACAUAUAUGCCGUAACUCCUCUGUUAGAAGAUGCACUAAUGGACCGGUAACUAAAAAUUUUUUAAUAUACUCUUUUUCUAUGCGGUUUGCUGACCUAAUGUAUUUUUCCUUUUAGUGAUCUUGUGCACAGACAAACUGCAAUGACUGCAGUAGCUCAUAUGGCUCUUGGUGUAUAUGGGUUUGGGUGUGAGGAUGCUCUUCUGCAUCUCCUGAACGUCGUUUGGCCUAAUGUCUUGGAAACUUCACCACAUGUCAUUCAGGCUUUCAUGUUUUGCAUUGAAGGUCUCCGUGUUGCACUUGGUCCUAACAAAGUACUUCAGUAUUGUCUUCAAGUAAGUUCUGCCUAAAUAUGAGAUAUUUAAAUCUGUUGGACAAAGUUUUUAUUAGAGAAUCUUCAUUAAGUUUUCCUAUUUCUAGCCAAGGUAUUGGAAACAAUUAGUCUUUAAUUAUUAUUUUGCACUUACACUUACCAAGAAAGAGAUAAACAUUUUCAUAAGUGUUUUGAAUAUCUUUGUCCUACCGCUUCUGAAUGAGGCUAUAUUCUCCUUCAAACAAAAAACGACAUGGUGUGCAAAAAAUCACCCUUUUGAAUUAAAAAAAAAGAUCUUUCACAACUGUUAAAAACAAUCAUACAUAAGUCGAAACAAAUGUGAUAUUUUUACCAUGAUUACGAAGACGAUAAACGGUCCCUAGAAUCAAUUUCCUCCAACUUUUAAGCUUUUUUUGUCAGCUUGGUUGAAAACUUUCGAUCCACACAUAUCAUACGCUAUUCUUCUUUUUGAAAAAUAUAUUGUUUAUUUUUAACAGGAUAUUUUACAUAUUUUUGUGUUUUUCGUUCCUCUCAGGGCUUAUUCCAUCCUGCUAGGAAAGUGAGAGAUAUGAUGUGGAAAGUGUACAAUACUAUUUACAUUGGUAAUCAAGAUGGCUUAGUUUAUGGUUUCCCACGUAUUCCUGACGAACAAGAUCACACUUAUAUCCGACAUGAAUUGUCUUAUAUUUUGUGAAAAUGUAUUUGUCAGUAUGAUCACAACCCUAUUUACUUCUUAUUUUCACUCCCAGACUUUAUGUUUUGUUACUAUUGCAUUCUUGUCCUUCAAAUAAGUUCCUGAUAUCAGGAUCUAUUAACUCCUACGGUUUUACACAUCGUCGUGGUCUUGUAUUUAAACCAAUUUUUUUCGGAUUAAUAAAUCAGUUAAAUUG
Schistosoma intercalatum is the source of this 5202-nucleotide messenger RNA. NCBI's taxonomy places the organism in Eukaryota, Metazoa, Platyhelminthes, Trematoda, Strigeidida, Schistosomatidae. The record is from the annotation of a GenBank genome assembly.